Messenger RNA from Epithele typhae, 1812 nucleotides. RefSeq lists its product as uncharacterized. NCBI's taxonomy places the organism in Eukaryota, Fungi, Basidiomycota, Agaricomycetes, Polyporales, Epitheliaceae. The transcript has 11 exons. The record is from RefSeq and is a predicted model, not a curated record. Gene Ontology annotation, molecular function: protein binding; chromatin binding; transcription coactivator activity. Gene Ontology annotation, biological process: chromatin remodeling; regulation of transcription by RNA polymerase II. Bases 1 to 1812 code for a protein of 603 amino acids. Gene Ontology annotation, cellular component: SAGA-type complex; nucleus.
AUGACGGUUACACACCGGAAGAGGCAGUAUCAGCCGGAGGAAAUUCAGACCGUGAGCGAGCCUGGCCUCCAGAUCGAAUGCGACUCCUGCGCCUGCGACCUCACCCACUCCAUCCGUAUCAAGUGCGCAGAUUCCACCUGCCAAGAGGGAGAUGGCGUCGAUAUCUGUCCCUCGUGUUUCUGCAGUGGCAAGGAGUUCGCCUCUCACAAACGGGGCCAUGCAUACCGUGUGGUGGAACUUUACUCAAAUCCAAUAUUCACAGAGGACUGGGGUGCAGAUGAGGAGUUGUUGCUACUUGAAGGGAUUUCGCUGCAGGGAUUGGGCAACUGGCAAGCGAUAUCCGAACACGUGGGAACACGGACCAAGGAGGAGGUAGAAAACCAUUACCUGGACGUCUACAUCAACUCCCCCGACUGGCCCAUGCCUAAUGGACGCGACUUCGACAUCGAUCCCGCGGAAUUCAAGGAGCGGAAACGAAGGCGAAUAUCUGCGAUGACGACCAGUGCUCCUCCCCCGCACAAGGUCGCGCCUGUGUCGGCCCCUGCAAUUCACGAGGUCGCUGGUUUCCUGCCUGGCCGUCUUGAGUUCGAGCACGAGUUGGAUAACGAAGCUGAAGACGUUGUCAAGGACCUGGAGUUCGGCAUAUGUCUGGAGUGGGGCGGCGAUGAGAUGCCGGAGGAUGAGAACGAUGCCGACGUGAAGGCGAGGGCGAAGUAUACUGAGGAGAUGAAGGCCAAGGAAGCGUUGUCGGGAAAGCGAUUGCCUAACGGGAUGAUGAACGGCGUCGUAAACGGGUAUCACUCAAACGGCAACACCCCGCGCGACACGAGCUUGAAGCCGGAAGACGAAAAGAAGAGUGACCAGGACGAGGAUGCGGAAGAGCAGACGCAACCACCCCCCUUCGAGACGAAGGAGUCACUCCAAUUCAAGCUUUCCCUACUCGAGUCUUACUACCAGCGCCUGGAGAAGCGACAGGAACAGAAAGAAGUGAUGUUCGAUCGCGGCCUUCUUCAUUACAAGCAGAUGCAAAUGACAGAGAAAAAGCGAGCAAAGGAAGAGAAAGACAUCAUCCAUCGCCUUCGUCCAUUCGCCCGCUUGCAGACGGCCGAAGACUUUGAGAACUUCCAAGCAGACAUCCUCUACGAACACAUGCUCCGGAAACGCAUUCAAGAGCUGCAGCAUUAUCGCCGCAUGGGUCUCCGCACACAGGCAGACAUCGAGAAAUAUGAGGCGGACGUCGUAAAGAGGGCGAGCGUCAAGGCAAAUAUGUCGACCCGUGAUCUCUACGCCGAUCGCCGUCUGAACGGAGGCCGCGCAUCCUCGGGGCCCGAUCCACGACGCGGGAGCAUGGACGGCGACGACCGCGAGGCAACACCGAAGCCCGGCGCCUCCGCGUCUGCCACGGGUCCUCCCGCGCGCAAAAUGCCCGCGCCUCUCAACCUCGCGAACUCGCCCGCGCUGCACUUGCUCACGCCCGAGGAGCAGACCCUCUGCUCCCAGCUCCGGAUCCUGCCCAAGCCAUACCUCGUCAUCAAAGAAACUCUCGUGCGCGAGUACGCUCGACGUGGGGGGAAGCUCCGGCGGCGCGAGGCGCGCGAUCUCGUCAAGAUCGAUGUGAACAAGACCAGCCUCGGCAACACGGACGUGCAGGCGACCGCCGCCGCCGCCGCUUCGGCGACGGGUAAAAGGCCAUCCGCGCCGCCAACGCUGAGCGCGUCGCCGAGCAAGGACUCGAUGGCGCGAGUGUCCCCACGGCCGCCGCCGUUCACGAACGUCCCGCUAGGAUCUGUCCCACCAGGGUCGGGCUCGUAG